Zingiber officinale is the source of this 414-nucleotide messenger RNA. RefSeq names its product E3 ubiquitin-protein ligase RNF8-like. The transcript has a single exon. The record is from RefSeq and is a predicted model, not a curated record. NCBI's taxonomy places the organism in Eukaryota, Viridiplantae, Streptophyta, Magnoliopsida, Zingiberales, Zingiberaceae. The coding region runs from base 1 to 414 and encodes 137 amino acids.
AUGGCCAUCGACAAGAAUCACGACGAUGAUGUGUAUGAAAUCCUUCCGGUUCUCGAACAAGAAGAACCAAUAGCAACAAUGACCAACGAAGAAACGCGAGAGAUGGUGGAAGAAGCGGAAAUGCCACUAACAGGAUAUUCAACGAUAAGUUAUCUGGUGGAAGAAGAGGAGGAGAACAAGAAAAGCGAAGAAAUGGUGGGAUAUUCAACGUUAAGUUUUAUGAAGGAAGAGGAGGAGAACAAGGAAAGUGAGGGGCAGCAACGAUGCAGCGCAUGCGAAGGGAGGCCUCGCGGCACAGCUCUGAUACAAUGCGGGCACACCUUCUGCCGACUAUGCGCCAGGGAGAUGUGGCUUACACAAUUCGACUGCCCGCUUUGCCACCGCCCCAUCCAUGGCAUCCUUGAUAUCUUCUAA